AUGUCUACGUCUAUUCAAAAUCGAACAAUAGAGUUUCAGCAAUGUGUUUCCACAUACGAUAAGAUUAACAAAAAGCAGAAUAAGCAUUUGAAUAAUAGUUCUGCACUUUCUACUCCCAAAAAGUCAUACUUCAGCCAACAAGCUGGUCUUAUAGCUAAGGACAUAUCUCAUGUGACUGAAUUGUUAAGUAAGCUUGCAGUAUUGGCAAAGAGGAAACCCAUUUUCGACGAUAAACCAAUUGAAAUAGGUGAAUUAACCUACGUGAUUAAACAAGAUAUCUUCAAGAUCGAAACUAAUAUUCAAAAUUUGCAAAAGUAUUUGAAAGGAGACACAUCCGUUUCUAUAGAUGCACAAACCACCCAGUUUUCCAAGAAUGUGUUGACUUUAUUGAAUUCAAAAAUGAAAAAUGUUUCUGGUGAAUUUAAAAAUGUGUUGGAAAUUAGACAAAAGAAUGAAAUAAUAAACAAGAACCGAACAGAAAACUUUUUAUCUUCAGUAUCUGCAUCAAGAAGUAGUAACAACCAGUCGCCAUUAGUUGACAACCCUAAUGCCUCAUUGAGCAACUUGAGUGAAAACCCAUUUUUGGCAUCGUCUCCACCAGAACAUUUACCGUAUGAUCCAGACGCAGAUCCAGAUACAAGUUCACCUUACGGAGUAUCCAAUAAUGGUGAAUAUUUAUCAUUACCUUCGCAAACACAACAAAUGUUACUAAUGGAAGAACAACAAUAUGGAAAUCAACAAUAUUUACAACAACGGAACCGAGCAGUUGAGAGCAUUGAAAGUACCAUUAAUGAAGUCGGUAAUUUGUUUCAACAAUUAGCCACUAUGGUGAGUGAACAAGGUGAACAAAUACAAAGAAUUGAUGCUAAUGUAGAGGAUAUUAACAUGAAUAUAACUGGUGCACAAAGAGAGUUGUUGAAAUAUUAUGCUCAUAUUACUAGGAACAGGUGGUUAUUCUUGAAAAUAUUUGGAGUUUUAAUAGUGUUCUUCUUCUUAUGGGUGUUAGUUAGUUAG
Candida dubliniensis CD36 is the source of this 1014-nucleotide messenger RNA. Its product is annotated as t-SNARE syntaxin. The transcript has a single exon. Gene Ontology annotation, molecular function: SNAP receptor activity; SNARE binding. Lineage: Eukaryota; Fungi; Ascomycota; Pichiomycetes; Serinales; Debaryomycetaceae. The record is from RefSeq and is a predicted model, not a curated record. Bases 1 to 1014 code for a protein of 337 amino acids. Gene Ontology annotation, cellular component: endomembrane system; SNARE complex; Golgi membrane. Gene Ontology annotation, biological process: endoplasmic reticulum to Golgi vesicle-mediated transport; vesicle fusion; intracellular protein transport.